GGGGGGCGGGGAGGAGGGAGGCCGGGCCAGCGGCUGGGGACCAAGCCGCGAAGACAGUGUGGGCAGCAGAGAUGGAGGGCGACGGGGUGCCGUGGGGGAGCGAGCCCGUCUCGGGUCCCGGCCCCGGAGGCGGCGGAAUGAUUCGCGAGCUGUGCCGGGGCUUCGGUCGCUACCGGCGCUACCUGGGCCGGCUGAGGCAGAACCUGCGCGAAACUCAGAAGUUCUUCCGCGACAUCAAGUGCUCCCACAACCACAGUCUUCCCUCCUCCCCUACGGGCGGCGGCUGGGCCGAGCUCGGCCCUGCAGGCGAUGUCGCCGAAACCGGGCUGCAGGCGGGCCAGCUGAGCUGCAUUUCCUUCCCACCUAAGGAAGAAAAGUACCUCCAGAAGAUUGUGGACUGCCUCCCUUGCAUACUGGUCCUCGGCCAGGACUGUCAUGUCAAGUGUCAGCUGCUGAACCUGCUGUUGGGGGUGCAGGUGCUUCCCACCACCAAGCUGGGCAGCGAGGAAAGCUGUAAGCUCCGGCGCCUCCGCUUCACCCAUGGGACUCAGACUCGGGUCAGCCUGGCGCUCCCUGGACAGUAUGAACUAGUGCACACACUGGUUGCUCACCAGGGCAACUGGGAGACCAUCCCCGAGGAGGAUCUGGAGGUCCAAGAAGACAAUGAGGAUGCUGCUCAUGUUUUAGCCGAACUGGAGGUAACAAUGCACCAUGCUCUCUUACAGGAAGUGGACAUUGUGGUAGCACCAUGCCAAGGCCUCCGGCCCACAGUGGAUGUUCUGGGUGACUUGGUGAAUGAUUUCUUGCCUGUGAUAACCUAUGCACUCCACAAAGAUGAACUCUCUGAGAGGGACGAGCAAGAGCUUCAGGAAAUCCGAAAGUAUUUCUCCCUUCCCGUGUUCUUUUUCAAAGUGCCGAAGCUGGGCUCAGAGAUAAUAGACUCCACCAGGAGAAUGGAGACUGAAAGGUCACCGCUUUAUCGCCAGCUGAUUGACCUGGGCUAUCUGAGCAGCAGUCACUGGAACUGUGGGGCCCCCGGCCAGGACACUAAAGCUCCAAGUAUGCUGGUGGAACAAAGUGAGAAGCUGAGACACUUGAGCACAUUUUCUUACCAGGUGCUACAGGCGCGCCUGGUGGACGCAGCCAAGGCCCUGAACCUGGUGCACUGCCACUGCCUCGACGUCUUUAUCAACCAGGCCUUUGACAUGCAGCGGGACCUGCAGAUCACUCCCAAACGCCUGGAAUACACUCGAAAAAAGGAGAAUGAGUUGUAUGAGUCACUGAUGAAUAUUGCCAACCGGAAGCAGGAGGAAAUGAAAGAUAUGAUUGUGGAGACACUUAACACCAUGAAGGAGGAACUUCUAGAUGAUGCUACCAACAUGGAGUUUAAAGAUGUCAUUGUCCCUGAGAAUGGAGAACCAGUGGGCACCAGAGAGAUCAAAUGCUGCAUCCGACAGAUCCAGGAACUCAUCAUCUCCCGGCUUAAUCAGGCAGUGGCUAACAAGCUGAUCAGCUCGGUGGAUUACCUACGUGAGAGCUUUGUCGGGACGCUGGAACGAUGUUUGCAGAGCCUGGAGAAGUCUCAGGAUGUCUCAGUCCACAUCACCAGUAAUUAUCUCAAACAGAUCUUAAAUGCUGCCUAUCACGUUGAAGUCACGUUUCACUCAGGGUCCUCGGUUACAAGGAUGCUAUGGGAGCAAAUCAAGCAGAUCAUCCAGCGCAUCACGUGGGUGAGCCCACCUGUCAUCACUCUGGAAUGGAAGAGGAAAGUGGCCCAGGAAGCCAUCGAGAGCCUCAGUGCCUCCAAACUGGCCAAGAGCAUCUGCAGCCAGUUCCGUACUCGGCUCAACAGUUCCCACGAGGCUUUCGCAGCCUCCUUGCGGCAGCUGGAAGCUGGCCACUCAGGCCGGCUCGAGAAAACCGAAGAUCUCUGGCUGAAGGUUCGGAAAGAUCAUGCCCCUCGCCUGGCCCGCCUUUCUCUGGAGAGUCGUUCUUUACAGGAUGUCUUGCUACACCGUAAACCUAAACUGGGACAGGAACUGGGCCGGGGCCAGUACGGUGUGGUGUACCUGUGUGACAACUGGGGGGGACACUUCCCCUGUGCCCUCAAGUCAGUUGUUCCUCCAGAUGAGAAGCACUGGAAUGAUCUGGCCUUGGAGUUUCACUACAUGAGGUCUCUGCCCAAGCACGAGCGCUUGGUGGAUCUCCACGGUUCAGUCAUCGACUACAACUACGGUGGUGGCUCCAGCAUCGCUGUGCUUCUCAUCAUGGAGCGGCUGCACCGGGACCUCUACACGGGGCUGAAGGCUGGGCUGACCCUGGAGACGCGUUUGCAGAUAGCACUAGACGUGGUGGAGGGAAUCCGCUUCCUGCACAGCCAGGGACUCGUCCAUCGCGAUAUCAAACUAAAAAACGUGCUGCUGGACAAGCAGAACCGUGCCAAGAUCACUGACUUAGGAUUCUGCAAGCCGGAGGCCAUGAUGUCAGGCAGCAUUGUGGGGACACCAAUCCAUAUGGCCCCUGAACUUUUCACAGGGAAGUAUGAUAAUUCCGUGGAUGUCUACGCUUUUGGGAUUCUUUUCUGGUACAUCUGCUCAGGCUCUGUCAAGCUCCCUGAGGCAUUUGAGAGGUGUGCCAGCAAAGACCAUCUCUGGAACAACGUGCGGAGAGGGGCCCGCCCGGAACGGCUUUCCGUGUUUGAUGAGGAGUGCUGGCAGUUGAUGGAAGCCUGUUGGGAUGGUGACCCCUUGAAGAGGCCUCUCUUGGGCAUUGUCCAGCCCAUGCUCCAGGGCAUCAUGGACCGGCUGUGCAAGUUGAAUUCUGAGCAGCCGAACAGAGGGCUGGAUGAUUCUACUUGAAAGCAAGGACCUUUCUCUUUCAUUCUCUAUUUCUCUCCUUCCCCUCACCUUUUGGCCAUGGGGAGAAAUUGACAUUUAUUCACUAUAGGGCACUCCCAAGGGAAUUGGUGCUUGCUGGGCAACUUGAGACCUUCCAGGCAGAGAUGACUCCAGGACAGUGAAGAGUUGGAUGACUGAGCAUGCUCGGCAGUUCACUGAAGCCCCAAGCUAUCUGUUUAACAGAAGAGUGUCCAAGCCGUAUGAAAGCUGAGGAAUGUGACGUUCUGGCCUCACAACUGAAGCGGAGGCAAAUGUUACCAUUGUCUACUCACUGUAUAUGUUUCUAAGACAACAAGUGGGACACUGCAGUGGGAAUAGUAUUAAAACCUAUCAUUUCCAUGAUUUGAGCUCUAGCUAGGAAUAAUUUGGUCAGGACCCUUAGAACAUUUGAGCUUGGUUCUGGGUUGAUGAGAACAUGGGGACAAAAAACAAACUUAACAGAUGUCUGGUUCCUGCUGUCUGCAGCUAGGGAUGUCAGGUUGCGACAGUCGGAAAGCCAGGGAGGGAGGUGGAAACAAAGCUGUGUGCUUCCCCCAGCGCCAGUGUGUUCACGUGUAUAGGGCCACAUGUCCCUGGUUUCUAGGGGAGGGUUUCACUGUUACAUCACCAAGAGGCCAAAAGAAGACAGAAAAGAGUGUGUGUGCGUAUGUGUGUGGGGGUGGGUGUACACAUACAUACAUACAUAUAUACAUAAGCUGUUGGAUUCUGAGUUACUGCUAACCCCAGAACAGAAUCUGUUCUACCCUUGGGUCUUUUUUUUUCUUUUUUUUCCCCUUCUUUUUGUCCCAAGGUAGGAAAACUCCAGAGAACAUGGUACUUAGGAGUGAGUGUCCGAGCAAAACCAACCCAACGUGAAAUAUCUGGCUGAGAUCUGAGAAGUGGGAAAUGAUCCAGAGGCCGUGGCCUGCAUACAAACCUAAUGAAAGGAUACCAGCUUGUUUUUAAAACUUAACAAAAUCAGAAAUUAUUUUUGUGUUUGACUCUAACACACUGAUGUUUUUAAAAUUUUAUCAAUGAGCUUUUGAACCAAGGUUUCUUCUGCAAUUUAUCCCUUCUUUUCACCUUAUUUUAAAUAUAAUCUGUUAGAAGAAAAAAAGAAUCAGACAAAAGAGAAGAAUGCUCCUCUGGUAGUUCUCUGUGUGUGUGACUCACCGCUGUGUGUGCGUAUCUGGGAAGCUCCCUUCCCCUGGAGUCGGGAGGUGGUGUGAUGGAUGGUCUUUUGCGGAGUUCCUCAUAAAGGAACAUGAGGAGGGAAACUCUGAUUCCACGCAAAGGGGAACAGUUUAAACAUCGGUGCAUCUCAGAUCUUGACUUCAAGCCUUUCUCAACCAGAGCGGUCCAUUAGAUUCAGAAAAACAAGUAGAAAAACAGUGGAGGUGAGUAGCCUCGCUCUAUCUGCCUAAUCCCCAGGAACUGUGGUCUGGCCCCUGUGCCCAGCCCUAAAGUGUGGGAAACAGGUCCCCAGGUGAUUUUUCUAGGCUUGUUUGUGACAGAAUGUCCAUCCCUUAAAUAUUAACAGUAUAAAUGGAGUCUAUAAUAAGUUUUUCAUAUAACUUUUAAAGUUCAGUUUUAACUCUUUGGCUGUCCUGGGCUCUGAUUAUGAUAUAUUUGAGCGUACUAGCCCCAAAGCACUUGCAGCUUUUCAGAAACUCCAUGUAGUGCUAAAAACCUUUUUACUUGCAAAUGAUAAAGUAAUUGGCCCAGUGUCUUUGGGUUCUAUAGGUUCCAGCAUUGUUUUAGUAGAAUGUUUAGUUAUCUCUUAGAAUUUUUAACACCUAUUUAGCUAUGCAUCAGGUAUUCUAUUCUUCUUGGCAGUAAUUCAGCUGCUCUUCUGGGAACUAUGAUGGGGCUUCCAGGAAGCCAGGUGUCAAAUUAAGAAAGGAGGGAUGAGUAGUUUUCUACUUGCUGAAAAAUCAUUGUAAGUCCGUUCUGUGUGGAAUUUCAAGAAAAGUCUUAUAUAGUUCCCUUUUCCAAACUGCUUUCUUUUAACUCUAGCUAUAAUCAGGAAUCUGUGCUUCCAUUGGGGAGACCACAUUCCUAACAUUCUUUGGAAGUCUUAGCUCAAACCCCAAUUCACACAUGGGAGGUUAGAUUUUUUUUUUCCCUACUCAGAGUCCCUUUUCACUUUAUCCCCAAGGCUUAGUCUGCUAUCAGAUACCAGUUUUCUAGCAGAUUCCCCACAGUUUUUGCCUGGUGGGGAGGGAGAAAUGGAGGGACUAAUGUAUGUAAGGAGAUGAGUAGUUGUGUUACGGUUCAUUUAAAAAAAAAAAGUAUUGCAAGAAAAGGUGCAAAAUAUUCCUGAAAGUCUCCAAGCCAUCCAAAGUCCACAUAUGGAUAUUUGGGGGUGUUAUUUAAAUACUCAGCAGGCUGAGUGCAGGAAUAGGUGUGUAUAGCAUGUGUAUACUUUGCUUUUGUUUUAUAACAUUGUCAGCUAAUUUUGGGUUCUUUGUUCCUUGGCACCCAUUCUUAUUAAAGUGAUGGAAUGCCAUGAAAUGUACUGUAUUGUAUAUUACUUGGGAAGACACUAGGCAUUCAAAGAAGUCUGGCGGCACUUGGGCUGUAGAGAGGGCUCAGCAUGGCCAAAGUCCUGAAGAUUUUACCUCCCAGUUUUGGUUGUUCAUUUCAUUCCCCCCCCCCCCACCGUGGUGAAGUAAGUAAGAUGGUGGCUAGGGGAGGAAGAAGUAUGGCAUGAAAGAAUGGCCCUUACUGUGUUCUAUUCUGUCCUUCUAAUCAACUUAAUUAGGGCAGGUUACCCCAGUACAAAAAUGAUGACUUGGCCAUUUUUAAUGAGCUUGAAGUGUGGUCACUCAUUUUGCGUCAGUACUUAGCAAGAGGCCGUCCUGCAGAGCAGUCAGAAGAGAUGGCUGACCCUGUGCCUAGAGAGCUAGUGGCAAGGUCAGUCUGGCACGGUUGAGGAAGCCUCAUUUCAGGGAGGUUUCCACAGGCACAUCCCAGUUCCCUGAUCCUCUACAGAGAGUAGCUUAUUGACUGAGCAAGCCUUUCACUUCUCUGGGAAGGGGGACUGUGCUGGUUGUUCCCAGACCAAAGAGAGUCACUUUUGACUCCAUCAUCUUCAAAGGGACAGCCUGGGCAGAAUCUUCUCCUCAUUAUUAACACUAAAAUUCAAGGAAGCAGUGGAGGAGAGGAUACAUUACUACCACAGAUAGAAAUAGGGGAAUAGUAGAACUCUCAACUAGUAAAUAAAUUUUUGUAUCUUUGCUUGAACUGCCAAAGAAGGGUCCCAACGUGUUUUUCUUGAUGGGAGAAGUGGCUCGGGGUUGCAGGGCUGUGAAGUGACAACUGCACUGAAUGACACUUUAUUUUUUGGCUUUGACUUAUUAUUUAGCACUGAGAAGCCCAGGGCAAUUGGUGAAUACAUAGCACUUUGGGAAAUUAAGGUGCCCUCUGGCCUUACUUUGGAGAGAAGGCAUGCUUGGUAUUCUAUUUGGCCAACUGGGAAACCUCCGUAGUCCACUUUGCCUCAGAGUGGGAUUAACAGCCCUGGGAGAGUCCACUGCCAAAGGAGUAGAUGCUUGCUUUGAGUUUUCAAAGCUUGCCUUUUGGAUUUGCUGGAUCAAAUAAUCCACUUUUUAAAAGAAAACAAAAGGGUUUAUCCUUCUAAAUACGGGAGUGGGGUGGGUAGAGCUGGUUCACUGUUAAAGUGGGCAAGGAGAGAGUGGCCUUGAGACUUGUACUGCAAACGCCCCUGGAGGUUUCAAGUAGCACUACUGUUCUUAAAAAGGGUUUUAUUUUAACUCCAUCUGCUUUGUUCACACCCAGUCCAAUUGCGAUUGCAGAGAUUGUGUGAGAAUACCUGGCACUGAAGAGGCCACCUGGCCCAAAUGGUUGAAAAGAAAAUUGGCCUGGACAGCUUGUUGUCUUUUGUCGUUAUGUAAUGGUUUUUUUUUGUUGGUUUUAAAGGACUAAUGUUUAUUACAGUGUUAAAUAAAAGUGUAACAUACUAAGUGUAUAGAAUAAAAGUGCAAUAACAACAAAAAAAAUUACUUUGGCACAAACUUCA
Lemur catta (Ring-tailed lemur) is the source of this 6918-nucleotide messenger RNA. It is a transcript of the gene DSTYK, whose product is annotated as dual serine/threonine and tyrosine protein kinase. Gene Ontology annotation, molecular function: ATP binding; protein kinase activity. The transcript is spliced from 13 exons. Gene Ontology annotation, biological process: protein phosphorylation. Bases 72 to 2858 code for a protein of 928 amino acids. NCBI's taxonomy places the organism in Eukaryota, Metazoa, Chordata, Mammalia, Primates, Lemuridae. The record is from RefSeq and is a predicted model, not a curated record.